UGUUCGGCGUAUCUUGGAAACGGCGUGACGUUUCGUGCGAUGACAAGCGAAGGGAAAGGCGAUCAGCCGACACCGGUAUGCGGCGCAAGGUCGGUAAAGAGGGGGUUUGAACCGAAGCUGGAGAAAACUCUUUUCAACUGAGCCAAAUACAAGAUAUUCUAACUUGGACAAUGGCCGUUUCGGCGAGCCGCCGGUUACCAGCGGCAGUAAGGACAUUUGGCGAGGUCGCUGCCAUGGGCUCGAGCCGGCCCUGCGCGGCGUUGCCCAGACCUCGGCAUCCAAUCAGAUACCUGUCAUCUUGUGGCAUUUUAAUGACAAGGACCCACAGAUUGCUUUGCUGCUUAGAUCUGGAAGCAACACCUUCUCCACACUGCAGGACUUUCCUCAGUCUACCCAAUAAGAGAAAGGAAUACUCAGAGCGUAGAAUACUAGGGUACUCGAUGCAGGAGAUGUACGAUGUGGUGUCCAAUGUGGAUGACUACAAGCUGUUUGUGCCGUGGUGCAAGAAGUCCCAGACCAUCAUGAAGAGGACUGGGCAUGCUAAGGCCCAGCUGGAGGUUGGCUUUGCUCCAGUUGUGGAAAGAUACACAUCCAUGAUCACCAAUGUGCGACCUCACCUAGUCAAGGCUGUUUGUACAGAUGGGAAACUCUUCAACCAUCUAGAAACGAUAUGGCGCUUCAGCCCUGGAAUCCCUGGUUACCCCCGGACCUGCACAGUGGAUUUCUCUAUAUCCUUCGAAUUUCGCUCCUUGCUGCACUCCCAGCUGGCUACGGUCUUCUUCGACGAAGUGGUGAAGCAGAUGGUGGCCGCGUUCGAGCGCCGCGCCUACAAGCUGUACGGCCCAGAGACCCGAAUCCCACGGGAGCUUAUGUUCCAUGAGGUGCACCAGACGUGAGCCUGGCUGUGGCACCUGUGUGUGCCUGUGUGUGUGUGCGCGCGCAUGUCCUUCUGCUCCUUUGUAUUUCCGCAUCACAGUGAAUGAUAUGCACAUUGUCCUGGAACGUUAUACGGGACUGAUAAAACACAGGCUCACCCCCUGGGUGUUUACCACCAUUCCCUUUACACAGUUUCUAUUCAGUUGGUGUCUCCAUGGCAACAUUGUAAGGAACUCAGUUUUUUUUUUUUAUUGCAUUGGCUGCCAAUAGAAUCCAUCCACGCCUUGUUUAGAGCUUCCUCUACUUAAGUUUGUCCUGCAAGGUCCAUUCAUUUAGAUGGAUACAUGUGUUGGUUUUGGCUUCCUGUUUUGCCAGUGAAUUUUGAUUUCACCAGUCCUGUCCAGUCUGUCACCUCCAUUGUAUGCGGCAGCUUUUUAAAAAAAAAAAAAAAAAAAAAAAUUGUGAUUUUAUUUUUUCCAUCCACAUAUUUCACCUGUAUUUAUUGGAAUAGAAAGGAACAAACAAUCCUGACUAUUGUUUUUAUUUAUUUGUCUAGUGUUUGACUUAGGAAGUUGAGAGGGACUCUUUUCUAAGCCCCGAAGUUGCUCAGUGUGUCCAGAUGUCCCUAAACACAAGCACCUAUUGAAAGAAAUAGGAAAUAAAAAUGUUAGUACAGUAACCAACCCCCCCCCCCCAUUUAUAGGCCUUUCCAAUAGAAGUACCUGUCGUUCCACUUGGCAUGCAGCUAAUAAAUUCCGUGGUUAACUGGUGUCCUAUAAAGUCCCUCAGCAAAGUUUUAACAGGAAGUACUCCAGUGUUUGCUAUAAUUUAUGUAAGGGCUGUAGGUCACCCUGGGCAGGAGAUGAUAGAGGUGAAGUGGAAUGCAUUAUUUACCCCCCCCCCUUUACUCUAGCCAGUUUGAAGGCAAAUGAUUUUUUUAAGACACAGCAGAGAAAUUCAGUUUUGUCAGUCUGUGGAUAGAUCGUCUUGCUUUCUUACUACUGUGGCGUACUGGACAUGCAGCAGGCCUCAUGCAGCAGGCCUCAUGCAGCAGGCCUCAUGCAGCAGGCCUCAUGCAGCAGGCCUCAUGCAGCAGGCCUCAUGCAGCAGGCCUCAUGCAGCAGGCCUCAUGCAGCAGGCCUCAUGCAGCAGUUAACAGAACAGGGAGAGAGUCCAUCUUUUCAUUGGACUAAUUUGCAUCCGGUUGGAUGUAUCAGACCAGCUUUGUUUUUGAAUUCAGCCUAGGGUUUUGUAAAAUUCCCUUCAGUAGGAAAGGGAUUAGGAUGCAGAGCAACAGCGAGUAGUCAGGGCAAUUUAAUCAUCACGGUUAUUACAUGGAAGAUGUACUUGUGUGAAUGGGAAUAUUUCCUACAGUAAUUCAUCCAAUAUCCUGGAAAUGUACUGUUAUAAAGGAAGAGACUCUAUAUAUGUAUAUUAUAUAUGCAACAACGUCCAUAUAGGGUUGUAAGUUACUGAUAUACAAUAUUAAAAAUACAAAGGAAAAUAUGUUUUUAGUGUAGAAACAAUGUAAAGUAAUUUGAAAUACAUUUUCAUAUUGUAAUGAAAUAAGCCUGAAUAUUACUAGACUGUUAUAAAACUACAAUUAUAAAUUUGAAUUGUAAUUCCAUACAGAACUAUGCUAAAGUGUUAAGCAGCUAUAGAGGAUGCCUAAGACAAUUUCUCAGGGUGUUUAUAUUUGCUAAGAAAAAAACACCAUAUUACAUUACAACUUUUGCAAAUUAACUGUAACAGUACAAAAAUUAAUCAAGAAUUCCUUCUGUUCUCCAAAAAUUCAGUUGUAUCUUGUUGGGCGGCUAGAUGAGCAUCACUUUGCUUCUCAAAUCUCUUUUCAGGGGCACCUCAGCCAUUCCGUAUAUUUGUUAGAUGUCACCACCAGUUCAAAUAAUUAACAUAAUUAGUUAAAUGGCAGCAUGGUGGUGCAGUGGUUAGCACUGUUGCCUCACACCUCUGGGACCCGGGUUCGAGUCUCCGCCUGGGUCACAUGUGUGCGGAGUUUGCAUGUUCUCCCCAUGUCGUCGUGGGGUUUCCUCCGGGUACUCCGGUUUCCCCCCACAGUCCAAAGACAUGCUGAGGCUAAUUGGAGUUACUAAAUUGCCCGUAGGAGUGAAUGGUGUGUGAGUGUGCCCUGUGAUGGACUGCCCCCCCCAUCUUGGGUUGUUCCCUGCCUUGUGUCUAUAGCUUCCGGGAUAGGCUCCGGACCCCCCGCAACCCAGAAGGAUAAGUGGUUUGGAAAAUGGAUGGAUAGUUAAAUGGCUCAGUGAGAUAUUAAUUAGGCAAACAAGGUGGUGUAACGGUCAAAAAAUAGACUGAUACAUUGGACAGUUGUAGUAAAUCCUGGGGUGACCUUAGGAGAGGUUUAGGAAUGGUUAAUACACUCUGACAAACAUCAGUUUUACACAGAAUUUGCAAAAUUCUGUAUUUGAUAAAUUUAUAUUAUAAAAAUUGGCAAGGUCAUUUAACCAGUUAACAGAUACAAUUACUUAGUGUGAAUAAGCAAACAAGCACAUUAGGAAUUUACAGCUUCCUUUAACAGGAAGUAAUCUAUGACCAUAAGGAGACAGCAUUUGGUAAUGAGGGCCACCCUGCAGCUGCAGUGACUGCCUCGCAGUGAAGGACAAUGAGACCACAACCAUGUUCUACAUUUCUUCUGUCGUAGAUUCACUUAGAAUGGAGCCUCUGUUUCAUCCAACAGUUUCUCUCCUGAUCUUUAUCUUUAAUUUUGGUUAUGGUGCUAUUUAUAUUUAUGGAGUAGACUUCCUAUUGUAUUCAGUUUAAAGAACAUCUUUUUGAUUGUAGUCUCAGGGUUUUAAAGUGAAAUGUGGGACAAACAAAAUGUGUCGCUAUAUUCUGUAAAUGUUACACAAUGAUGUGCAGGACUGACACGGAUAUUGCCGAUUUAUUUGUAUCCCAGUGUAAAAGACCUGCGAUGAUUCUGCUUUAUUUUGGUAAAUAAAAAUCACAUGAACGUGAACAAACAAAAGGAAACGUGCUGUCAGAUGCCGUCUCGCGUGUCACACACCCCCC
Molecule: messenger RNA, 3921 nt
Organism: Brienomyrus brachyistius
Lineage: Eukaryota; Metazoa; Chordata; Actinopteri; Osteoglossiformes; Mormyridae
Product: coenzyme Q-binding protein COQ10 homolog A, mitochondrial-like
Exons: 6
Coding region: 171-896 (241 amino acids)
Biological process (GO): cellular respiration; ubiquinone biosynthetic process
Cellular component (GO): mitochondrion
Molecular function (GO): ubiquinone binding
Source: RefSeq, a predicted model, not a curated record